Molecule: messenger RNA, 489 nt
Organism: Paramuricea clavata
Lineage: Eukaryota; Metazoa; Cnidaria; Anthozoa; Malacalcyonacea; Plexauridae
Source: the annotation of a GenBank genome assembly
AUGAAGUGGCUUCCACAAGAUAUGUUUUGGCAGAAAGAGUGCUGGACGUACUUACGUAUGAAGAUAAAUAAGGAUGCUUGUGAAGAAAACAAGACAACCGCCGAGUUUUUUGUUAGCUAUAUUAAGGAAGUAGAGCUCAGAAAAGUUGGUAAGAAUUUAACUAUGGAGUUAUGUCCAGCAAUGCAUUAUAUAUACUGUAGGCUUGCUCCAAGAAAAAGUUUCUUCUUUACAUCAAGGUUUUCUUUUUUCCUGCUUUUUCAAGGUUGUGCCAGGUUGGUUGACCUAGUUAGUUUUUGGACUGCAGGAAGCACUAUUGGAUACAACGAUGAGUUACUUAUGGUAAAAUUCAAUGCAGAUUGUAAGUUGCCAAUGGCAGAAACCUGUUUCAUGGGGAUUGUACUCCCAACCAGACACACCAGUUACGACGAUUUCCGGAAACAUAUGGAUAUCGCUCUGAGAUACGGAUCAAAAGGGUUCGAUUUCAUUUAA